This is a messenger RNA of Zea mays, 451 nucleotides long. RefSeq lists its product as uncharacterized. The coding region runs from base 17 to 262 and encodes 81 amino acids. The transcript has 2 exons. Gene Ontology annotation, biological process: transposition. The record is from RefSeq and is a predicted model, not a curated record. Lineage: Eukaryota; Viridiplantae; Streptophyta; Magnoliopsida; Poales; Poaceae.
UGCAUAUGGCGAGGCGAUGUCUAGUCAGCAUGGACCAGACUAUGACUGGAGGACCUCACCUAUUGAUCCUCAGGCUAUGUAUGCAAGUGGUGGAAAAGCUCAUGGAAGGUACACAAUGUUUGCUAACGUCAUCGACUCGAGCCAGGUGAGGGUUCAGCGUGGAGGUUCAUCGAGGUCUGCUGCUCGUAGCUCCCGUCGCUGCACUCAAGAUCCAGCAGAAGUGGAGGAACUGCGAGAAGAACUUAGGCGACAUCAGGAUUAAUUGAAGCAACAAGCUGCGCAACAUGAAUAUUAUGCUACACAGAUUCAGCAACAGCAAACACUCAUACAAGUAAGUUCAAAAGAUAAUAGCUUUCACUUUAAGAUAUGUAUUGAUUUAAAACGCUGAUGUGAAUGAGUUCGACAAAUUUGUAGCAACUAGCACAGGCCUAAGGGAUACACGUCCCGGUGC